Messenger RNA from Melanotaenia boesemani (Boeseman's rainbowfish), 5691 nucleotides. RefSeq names its product pleckstrin homology domain containing, family F (with FYVE domain) member 2 (gene plekhf2). The transcript has 2 exons. The record is from RefSeq and is a predicted model, not a curated record. Bases 192 to 932 code for a protein of 246 amino acids. Gene Ontology annotation, molecular function: metal ion binding; phosphatidylinositol binding. NCBI's taxonomy places the organism in Eukaryota, Metazoa, Chordata, Actinopteri, Atheriniformes, Melanotaeniidae.
CGCAGCGCGGCGCUGCCAUGUUGUGGUUUUAUCUUCGGGACUGAGUUUCCAGCAGCUGUAGCUGUUUGCGGACACAGCGGUCUGUUUGUGUGAGAGUAACUCUGCUUUCUGACAUUAUCUGGAAUACAACUGAGCUUCAAGUCACUGCAAAAGUUACCGCACAACGAGAGCUGCUGUCGGGUGAGGAGAAGAUGGUGGACCGGCUUGCUAACAGCGAGGCCAACUCCAAGCGGAUCGCAAUGGUGGAGAGCUGCUUUGGAGCUGCUGGCCAGCCACUAGCUAUCCCGGGCCGUGUGCUGAUUGGAGAGGGUGUCCUCACUAAACUCUGCCGCAAGAAGCCCAAAGCGCGGCAGUUUUUCCUCUUCAAUGACAUCCUGGUCUACGGUAAUAUUGUCAUCCAGAAGAAGAAGUACAACAAGCAACACAUCAUCCCCCUGGAGAGCGUCACCAUUGAUACAGUGCCUGAUGAGGGCGACCUGCGCAACGGCUGGCUCAUCAAGACGCCCACCAAGUCGUUUGCCGUUUAUGCUGCUACCGCCACAGAAAAGUCAGAGUGGAUGAACCACAUCGGGAAGUGUGUUGGAGAUUUGCUGCAGAAGAGCGGCAAGUCCCCGACGGGCGAGCACGCUGCUGUGUGGGUGCCUGACUCUGAGGCGUCCGUGUGCAUGCGCUGCCAGAAGGUGAAGUUCACACCGGUCAGCCGCCGCCAUCACUGUAGGAAGUGCGGCUACGUGGUUUGUGGGCCGUGCUCGGAAAAGAAGUACCUCCUGCCCAGCCAGUCAUCCAAGCCCGUCCGUGUCUGCGAGUACUGCUACAUGCAGCUGACGUCAGGAAGCCUUGCGCCGCGCUCAGACUCCAUCAGCCGGCCAGGGUCCAAGUUCACCAGCCACAACCUGUCGGACGAUGAGGACGAAGAUGACAGCAGUGACUGAGACCUAACCGAUCCUGACCCGAUCCAUCUCUGCGUUCAGGAGAAAAUACUUUCCUGUAUUAUUACUGAACUAUUUUCUCCUUUUCUUCCCUGAUUGAACCAUAAUUCAUUAUGAGAAAAAUUCCACCUCUGAGGAUGAAUUCAUUGGCUUGCUGUGGAAUUCAAGUCUUUUUAUGAACCUGAAUGUUUAUUUUUCUUUCCACUAAUUCCAGCAGGGAUUAAUUACUUUCCUGAACACAAUGAUUAUUAGUCAAAUGUGGAAUUAACUGGGUGACCGGCAGAACUCUGGAAUUACAUCUGACGGUUCGUCUUAGCCUCUCUUCUCGGUCCGCCCUUUUCUCACGCCUCUUAAUUAGGCUCCACUUAGUCACUACAGAAAACAAAGGUGCUAAUGAGGCUUUCUCUCUACGCUGCCCUCUUAAGUUAAUCACUCCUUAAUGUGUUCUCUCUCUUUUUUUUCUGUCCAUGAACUAAAAGAAGGUGAUUGUUUAUAAUGUCUGCAGGGAAACAAAAAUGUCGGAGCUAUCUUGUUUGUUCUUAUAUAACACCAAACGGGACUCAGUAACAGAUUCAGGCAUUUUUUCUGCCCUAUUUUUGUAAAAUUUCUCAGUAUAAUUUGUUUUUUAUUAAUAACAUUGUAGAUAUUAUGCUAAAAUCCCAGAUUUUGUAGCUUGCCUAAUAUAGAUGCUUCUGACAAAUCAACCUAAGAGUGUUUGUGUUCUCAGUCGCUAUCUGGAAAACUAACUCAACCGUCUGCCUUUAGAGUCACGUAGUGCCGUUUAGAAGACUGAUCUCGGUCUUCAGAAAGGAAGAGAUUAUUACUAAAUUAAACCAGGCUGUAAAACAACCAAAAAAAAACAGGAACUUUGUGAUAGGUCGACUCUUAAACACAUUACCCUGGAUGUGUGGCUUUGUGUCAGCAGCAAGUAGAAGAGCAGGAUGAUUAUCAACCAGCUGACGUAAAGGAAAGGUGAAGCUUGGUCUUUGAAAUGCUUGAAAGAUGCUUUAAGAUUUUACUGCUAAUUUUGAGAAUCUGUGAAGAUUUGUUUCAGUAUUGUGCUUAAAGUUUCCACUAUGUUUUCCACUUUACAACAUGAAUAGAAGGGAGUUUAAUUCACAGGAGAGCUGAUGCAAAGAGGCAAUUUGAACAUCUUAUUUCACAUCAAGCAGUUAAGGUGAAUUUUAAUUCAGCUUUAGAGGAAAAGAAAUACAAAAAUGGCUUACAACUAUCACUAUGAGAAAUAUCCUUCAACUAGUAUCUUUCACUCCAGUGUUGUUUAGAAGGUCUUAAGUUUACCCCUAAAAAUAAAUGAGGUAGCAAAGCAUUAAAAGAAUAAAUAAAAUAAAAAAAAUCUGCAUCAUUCGAACGUGAUACUGCUCCCUUUCCAUGCUCGUUUGAGCACAUCUCCAGUGUUGCUAAUUGCCGCAUUUCUGUUGCAAACAAGCUUCUGCAUUACACCCACCUGCAGAUUCCUGGAACCUGGAUUUAGUAUCGCCUCAUGGGUGGAGUACUCUGAAAACAGAAGGGGGGCUGGUAACAGGUACAAGUUGAAUCGUAAGGACAUUGUCCAAGUAGAGAAUGUGGAAGAGAGACAAAGAUUAAGCUUUUUAUCAGUUUAUUUUCUCAUUGGUGUUAAAGAUAGCUAAAAACAUGAGAUAAAUCUGAUGUAGUGCUGCACAGAGACCAGAGAGAUGUUUGUUUCGUUUAACCUGUGAAUGAAUGGAAUGAAAUGCAAUAACCUCGAGGUGCUGCACAUAUGUCAGCACAUGUUCAGCGACAGAAGCAGUUUUUCUGGAAUGAAAGCCAGGAAGUCAGUAUGUCUUCUUCCUCCAGUAAAUCCCUCCCUCUGCUGCUCUGAGGUCAGAUGGCUGCUCUGAGUCAUAAAACAAACGCACCUCCCAUGAACUCUGCUCCUCAGCAAGUUGACAUUACCGUCCUUCCUUCCUUUCUUUUGCAACGCCAGAACUUUCCUGUGACUGAAAAGCACAGCCUGAUCACAUGACACCGUGUGUGACACAAGUCAUGUGACCGAACCAAGAACUGAAAAAGGCCGCUGAGGGGAAUUGGGACAAACUACCUGCAGCAGCCUGCAGAGAAUUCAGGUUCAGUAACUCCCAGAUGUUCACAUCCUCAGUUUCGGCCAGAGCUUCCGUUUCCUGAGCGCCCUCUGGUUUCGUUCUUUUACACAGAAAUAAGAAAAAAAAAAUGCAUAGAUAGAUAAACUGAAAGUAAAAAAAUAACUUUAAGAAAGCUAGCACAAUAAAAUUUUAUUGCAAGUCAGAAGUUUUUAUUGCAAAGUUUUAGCUGGUUUUAACAAAAAGUUCAGUCCUUAGAUAAUCAGCUACAGUUUACUGUAAACAGCAUCAUGGAGUAUUGUUGUUCUGUUAUCCUUAUUUGCUUUGUUUUGUCAUAACGCUGGCAUUAAGCAGUGCUUUGAAUUGCAACUCAAAGCAACACAACAGGUGGAAGAAAGGGAUUUUUUCAGAGUUUAUGUUAAUAUUGCUACAAUAAAAACAACUUCUGUGAUUAGAGUAUUGAACAUAUUGAUGAUCACUAACUAGCUCUCCUUUAUACUCGCUGUGGCUGAGGUGCUGACAGAGAAGGCGACUUAAAUGUCAAACCUAGAAGCACAUAGUCGGGCCUCAGGUUUACUGUCGAUUGCACUUAAAGUCGGCACAUGGACUCUGAUCCUGGUUGUUACCACAUACUGUCAGAUCCACGGUCGCUCUGGAUGGUUUAUGUUGAGUCUUUGUGUUUUAAUCCUGAUUAUUUUUGUAGAUUUGUACAGAUUUGUUUUCAGUUAUGUUUUGGUUGUACGGCUCUGAUCAGUUCAUGAAAUGACGCUGUCUCGGGUUCCUGUUCGUACCUCUUUAUUUUAUUAUUUUUUUCUUCUUCUUCGUGUGUUACAUCUCAGCAAGAUCUGCAGCUUUUUUUUUUUUUUUUUUAACGCAAACACAAUCCCGACUACAAAACAAAGUGUCUUUAUAUACUGGUCAGUACAUCUCUCAGCCAGUCACAUCUGCAGUCUCAGACAGGUCAGAGGUCAGCAGCUGGCCGAGGGUUUGAUGCCCGAUCAAACACCUCUAGACGUUUGAGUUUGUGUUUUUUUUUUAUGGGCACUUUUGUUACUUGGCCACCGUCUUUCUACAGUAAACUGAUGUAUCGAGCAUUAGUCUUGACUUCAAGCAGGACGGAGCUUUAGAAAAACACACUUGGCUGCUGAAAUAAUUACAUCCAAAGUCCAAAUAGAGUCAAAAAAGGCCAAUAUGUUUGUUGAGAAAUAAAUUGUGCCUCAAUAGAUACAGAUACACAUAAAUGAAUUUGGCAGUCAACUCAGAAAUGCUUUUAAAAGAAGCUCACAAGCUGGAGAGGAUUUUAUGUCCUGCCAUAUGCACCAUAGUGCACAGAAAUGAACUAUGAAAUGACCCAGUUAAUUAAGUGCAAAAAAAAAAAAAUUUAAAUGUCCUGCUAAGGAACUCUGAUGCAUUCUGAAAUCCAGCAGAUCUUCUAAAUGUUGGUUGGUGUUUAUUCUUCCUCUGAAAAACGCUGUUCAGUGUACACAAUGUGAGCAACAUGGCUAACCACGACCCUGCGCUGGCUGACUGUUUAUUAAAGGCGUUUGAUUUAAUCUGAUUCUUUUUAUUUUGAACUAAAAUGUUUUGAUUACAAAAACUAACACAUGAACAAAUCAUAUAUGUAAAUACUUUAAUUUUUCAUAUUAUUUGAAUGGUUCAUUUUAACAAGUGCAGCGAACAUCACAAUAAAUAGAAUGAAAUCUCUUUGAGUCAAACUCCAUGUAAUGUUUUUCUCUCAUUAAACGGUUGAAUCCAUUCUGUUCGUCUGAUCCCUCCGUUUCUACAACCAGGAGAUCUUUGUCUGAUUAAUGUCCAAGGGCAUUGCCUGAGGCAUUGCUUGGUAUAUGUACAUGAACUGGUGAAGCGAUGAAAAACCCACCUCCACGUUUUGCUCCGUUUUGUCCUGUAGACGUAAAUCUUAGUGUUAUACAUGCAGACUCCUGUUACAGCCCUUUUUUCACUAGUUGGAAAGAACGGCAGAGCCAAUCAGGAUCUUUAGAUUUUCUGUUUCAUGUUUAAAAUAUGUCAAAUUCACAAACUUUUUGUUGAGUUUUGAAUUAAUUUUCUUAACUUUCUUGUAAAAAUUCCUUAAUAUUAGAUGAUCACCUGUCCUCUAUAACUUCAUCGGUGUAGCACCAUAAACUUUGAUCACCAUGGUGACCCUUUUCAAUGCUACCCAACCAAAAACAGUCCUGCUUUAAAAAAAAAAAAAAAACCUAAUAAAGCAAAUCUAUCAGCACUUAUCAACCUGAUACCCUUUAAAUGUGUGAGUAGCAAACAGAAAAAUCCUGCGGUGUUUAAACACUGCGUAGCUCACGUUGCUCACAGUGUGAAUGCUCAUCAGGGUAAGUUUGGAUGUCUGAAGGUGAAUCAAAGAAGAGCUGCAGAUCCUGGAGAGGCAUCUUGCAACAGCUGAGAGAGAUGCUUGUGUUUGGUCUGCUUGCAGAAAACGCUGACCCAUGUGUCAUGGAUGUUAAAUGUUUUCUCUUUGUAGUAACAGUGGUUUGGCUUUUUUUUUUUUUUUUUUUUUUUUUUUUUUUUUUGCUUUUUCUGUUCAAAAUCUUUUCAAGUGUUUCUUCAAAGGGCUUCAACCAGAAUGUAACCAUGCAUAUCUUUAAUACAAAUGUUUGCAGAAAUCUUUAAGGGGUAUACAGUAUACUAUAUAUAAAGAAUGCAUUUCUGAA